This is a messenger RNA of Aphis gossypii (cotton aphid), 1005 nucleotides long. RefSeq names its product putative nuclease HARBI1. Bases 1 to 1005 code for a protein of 334 amino acids. The transcript has 4 exons. The record is from RefSeq and is a predicted model, not a curated record. NCBI's taxonomy places the organism in Eukaryota, Metazoa, Arthropoda, Insecta, Hemiptera, Aphididae.
AUGGAUACUUCAUCAUCAAGUUCAAGUGAUGAUGAACGUGUAAUUGAAUUUGUGAGUAGACUUGGAAGAACAAGAAAACCUAGAAUUUUUCGUAAACGUGCAGAUCAUUUUAUUGAAUGGGAUGAAAAUGAAUUUUAUAACAGAUUUCGUUUAAGUAAACGAUGUGUUAAUACUGUACUGGACCUUAUAGCAUUUAAAAUUGAAUCUCCCACUAAUCGAAACCAUGCAGUAACAUCGUCACAAAUGAUUUUAUUCACAAUUCGUUUCCUUGCGUCUGGUUGUAUGUUAAUCACUGCAGGAGAUUUUGCAGGAAUUCAUAAGACAACUGCUGGAAAAUAUAUAUGGAAAGUUUUACAGGCAAUAGCUCAAUUGAAAAAAAAGUUUUUAAUGUUUUCUAAUGAUCCAGUAGUUCUUCAAAGUAUUAAAAAAAAAUUUUAUUCUAUUGCGAAAUUCCCAAAAGUUGUUGGUGCAUUGGAUUGUACUCAUGUAAAGAUACAAUCACCUGGUGGAUCAAAUGCAGAGGUAUAUAGAAACAGGAAGCAGUUUUUUUCAUUAAAUGUUCAGGCAAUUUGUGAUUCAAAUUUAAAAUUUCUUGACGUAGUUUCGCGGUGGCAGGGGUCAGCACAUGAUUCCCGAAUUUUUCAACAUUCAAAAAUAUGCUCACGUUUUGAGAAUGGGGAAUUUGGGGAUAGUAUUCUCAUAGCAGAUAGUGGAUAUCCUCUCAAAAAAUAUUGCAUUACACCACUGUUGCAUGUGGAAACUCCCGCAGAAAACUUGUUUAAUGAAUCACAAAUCAGAACAAGGAAUCCUAUAGAAAGAACGUUUGGUGUGUGGAAAAGAAGAUUCCCAAUUCUAUCUACAGGGAUUAGAUUAAAUAUAAGAAAAGCACAAUGCUUAAUCAUGGUGACAGCUAUUUUACAUAAUAUUGCAACAAUAGAAAAAGAACAAGUACUACCUCCAUUACCAGUAGAAAUCGAAGAAGCCAUUAAUUUUCUCAACUUGUAG